Messenger RNA from Culex quinquefasciatus (southern house mosquito), 744 nucleotides. RefSeq lists its product as uncharacterized. Bases 195 to 557 code for a protein of 120 amino acids. Lineage: Eukaryota; Metazoa; Arthropoda; Insecta; Diptera; Culicidae. The record is from RefSeq and is a predicted model, not a curated record. The transcript has a single exon.
AGGCUUCUAAAACUCAUAUAGAGCAUACUAAAACCAGUCAAAACACAUUCAACUCGCGCCAGACAAAGCAACAAAAACAACAUUCCAGUGUGGACGCAUUUUGUUCCUGGAGUCAUCAAUUUUUCGCCAAGCAUUUUUGCAAGUUCUAUGAAUUAAUUCCAGUGCGCUUUGCCUUUCAGUUUUGUGCCAAAAAGAUGCCAUCAGUCGAACCAUCCGGAAUUCCCAACGGGGACCAACAUGACCAGCAAGCCUUAGAACCCCACCAACAGCAGCAGAACCCGGAUGUGACCGCACAGCCGAACGGAACGGCCCCAAUGGAGGACGUUGAACCGGAUCCAGAUCGUCACCUGAUCCCAGCGGAUCGUAUUGAGCACGUGGAGGAUGCAGAAGCCCCCAUUGACCUGCCAACGGUGCGCGAAUUCACCCAGAACGACAAGAUCAACAAGUUUCUGCUGAACUCGUUCCUGCAGCGAUUGAACGAUACCGAUCUCGAUCAGUUCAACCGGGGGAACGAUGCCAACGGCGAUCUGGACCAGGAUCAGGACUUUGAGGCGUGAGGCGUGGUUGGGCUUUUUGUUUGCGUUAUUAGGCUGUUAAGUUUGUCUAAAUCCGGUUAGAAUGAUAGACGAAGAAUUUUCCUCCCCGAAUUGGCACUAAUGUCAUUUGCGCAGUAUUUUGAAUGUACCCUAAGCGUGUGCGGAAAAUGGUUGGUAAAAUAAACGAACGAUGAAUCGGAGUUUUAAA